Molecule: messenger RNA, 2497 nt
Organism: Carassius auratus (goldfish)
Lineage: Eukaryota; Metazoa; Chordata; Actinopteri; Cypriniformes; Cyprinidae
Product: E3 ubiquitin-protein ligase TRIM39
Exons: 8
Coding region: 137-1714 (525 amino acids)
Molecular function (GO): zinc ion binding; protein binding
Source: RefSeq, a predicted model, not a curated record
CCUAGUUUCCUAUCUCGAUCGUCCCAAGUUUCCAGUUUUGUUUUGAUUGAAUGUGAUUCAGCUCUCGAUAUCUUCUUUCUCUCUUUCUUUGGUUGACGAUUAAGCGACUGAAUCCAUCACUGAAGGCUGUAAAAUCAUGGCUUCCUUCAGCAGUGUGUCAAAAAAUAGCUUCACGUGUUCCAUAUGUCUGGACGUGUUCACUGACCCUGUAACCACUUCCUGUGGCCACAACUACUGCAUGGUCUGCAUCAGGAGCCACAGAGACCACAGUCCAUGCCCAAGGUGUCCACUGUGUGGGAGGGAAUUGGACUCAAAACAAGAUCUUAACAUAAACAGAACCAUUAAAGAAAUUGCAGAGGACAUCAAAAGGAAACGUGUCCGGGGGGAGCCUGAAGUGUCCUGUGACAGUUGCCCACAGAAAAAAAUGCGGUCUGCUAUUAAGUCAUGCUUACACUGUGGAACAUCUUUCUGCGAGUCUCACUUGGAGCCCCAUAAAACUGCAGAAAAACUCAGGAAGCACAAACUAAUUAACCCUGUGAAAAAUCUUGAGGAACAUAUUUGCAAGAAUCAUGAAAGACCUCUGGAUCUUUACUGUAGAGAUGAUCAGACGGCCAUCUGUCAGUUCUGCACCAUGAGUGACCACAGGACUCAUAAUACUGUUCCUCUGGUGAAGGAGAGUUCGAAAUUGCUGAUGAAUAAAAAGACUGCGGUGCAGCAGAAAAUUCAGGACAAGUUGCGGAAGAUAAAAGAAAUUAAACAUUCUUUGAGGUUUAACAAACAAGCCAAUGAGAAGGAGACUGAAGAGAACAUCAAGUUUUUUAAGGACGUCUUUGACAGAAGCAAUACGGAGUUACUUGAGCUCACAGAGAAACAUCAUAAAGAAACAGAAAGACGAGGAGAACAGAUCAUCAGAGAGCUAGAUGAAGAGAUCGUGGAGCUCAAGAAAAGACAAACGGAGCUGGAGAAGCUGUCGCAUCCAAUGGAUUUUACACAAAUUAUUAGCCUCCUGCGCAACCCCAAAUAUACCAGCCGCUCAAAAACCAUCAGCAUUAGCGCUCUUGAACAUGGAGGUAUUCUGAGGAACACCAUAUCUAAUCUUCAAAGCAUCCUGGAUGAGAAAAUGAGAGAAACUGUUGGCAGAGAGCUGCGGAGUAUAAAACAUUAUGCAGUGGAUGUGACACUUGACCCUGACACGGCUCAUCCUGAGCUCAUGCUGUCUGACGAUGGGAAAAAAGUCUGGAAUACAGGCAAGUCAAAGAAGAUUCCUGACACCCCAAAAAGGUUUGAUUUUUGCUCAUGUGUCUUAGGAAAGGAGGGCUUCUCCUCACAGAAAUUUUACUAUGAGGUUCAAGUCAGUGGGACGGAGUGGGAUUUAGGUGUGGCAGAAGAUUCCAUUGAAAGAAAAGGGCAAAUUGGGCUCACCCCAGAGAAAGGAUAUUGGACGAUAUGGCUGAGGAACAGGGAUGAGUAUGCAGCGAAUGAUUGCACCCCUGUCCCUCUCACCUUGAGACAGAAGCCAGUGAAAGUGGGAGUGUUUGUGGAUUUUGAGGAGGGUUUGGUCUCUUUUUAUGAUGUUGAAGCCAGGUAUCAUAUCUAUUCUUUCACUGGGCAGUCUUUUCCUGGAAAGUUAUAUCCGUAUUUCAUGCCUGAAGAAUGUGAGAAUGGGCAGAACUCAAAUCCUCUGAUCAUUACACCUGUUGACUCAGUCGAAUAAACCAUUUUUUUAAAAGAACUUGUCAAAUGAAUUGAAUGAAGUCUUUGCAGUCUUAACCCUCUCAGACCUAAAUGAUGUUAAAUGCUUUAUUUGCUAAUGCAAAUAAAUAUGUGAUUAAAGCAUUAGAUUCAUUAAGUUCCAUUUAUGUUGUUUCUUUUACAUUUUCAGAAAUUGUUAUGAAAGUUGUUUAUAUAGUUUGAUUUUAAUAUCAGCAUUCUUCAAGAACUUCAUUUAUCAAUGUUAAAUGUUUUUAAAUCAAUAAUGUACAAAAAACAUGCAGUGAUUCACCACAUUCCGAAUGAUUUCAUCUUCCCUCAUUAUUCACAGUUUUUGUGUAAUUUUUUGUCUGUAAGACUCAAGAUGUUUGAUCUUUUUAAUGUUAUAUGGAUUUUUGUCUUCUUCAUCUUCUUCUAGUACAAUGCUUUAAUUCUCUUUUUGAAAUUGCACUAUACACUGAUGUCAUGCUGCUGAGUUUAAGCAGUUCUGGGGUGUAAUUGUGACCAAUAGUGAUGUCAAUGACAUGGCACUUUUUCUGACAACUACAGACCACUUUACCAAGCUUGCUUUUUUUUAUUAAAUAAAUGUGUCAAUAGUUUGCUCAAUUCUUUCAUGCUUUCUCCCAUUUGUGAAGAUAAUCGUCAUAUGUUUUAUAGUUGCUGAAUGUAGUCAAUUUCUGAAGGAAUGGAAAAGACCUUGUUGUUGAUUGCUACAUUUACUUAUUGUUGUGAACCAGAAAAUCACAUUGGGGCCAGGGUCACAUAAUAAUAAUAAUAAAAAAAGAAA